Coturnix japonica (Japanese quail) is the source of this 2030-nucleotide messenger RNA. RefSeq names its product putative G protein-coupled receptor 141. Gene Ontology annotation, cellular component: membrane. NCBI's taxonomy places the organism in Eukaryota, Metazoa, Chordata, Aves, Galliformes, Phasianidae. The record is from RefSeq and is a predicted model, not a curated record. Gene Ontology annotation, biological process: G protein-coupled receptor signaling pathway. Gene Ontology annotation, molecular function: oxysterol binding; G protein-coupled receptor activity.
AAGAGGUGCUUAGCAGGAUGUCCAACAGCAGCUUAACCCAGCAGAAUCAUUCCUUGAUCAGCACAGUGCCAGACAUCUCAGACAGGCUUCGCUCUACUCUCAUAAUCCUGUACAGCAUUGACCUUGCUGGGGGUACUCUUGGUGUCAUUGUGAUGUCUCACCAGUUGUUUCAAAGAAGAUCCCAAUCCACGAUGAUUAUUAUCAUAAUCAACCUCCUAGUGCUGCACAUCUUUCUGCUACUCAGCAUCCCCUUCCGCCUCAGCUAUUACAUUUUACAGGAAUGGAAAUUCGGGACAUUCAUUUGCAAGCUAGUAAGUGCCACCGCCUACCUCCAUAUGUACAUCACCUUCACCUUUUAUGUCGCUAUCAUCGUAAUACGCCUCUUCCAACUUGAGUUCAACAAGUGCCACACUACAAUUUGGGUGACAGCUGUCUGGAUACUAGGAGCACUGGUGAUUGCUCCUGUUUUUCUCACUUACUAUGGCACCUCUAGAACAUACCCUUCCUCUCAAUGUUUUCACUUCCAGAAGGAAAUGGAAGAGACACCCAUGGUGGUAGUAAACUACUGCUUGGUUGGAGUUCUACUGGCAGUUUGUGGCUUGCUCACUCUACUCCAGUUAUCUGUGAUGUGCAGACUGACUGUGAAAUACUGGCCUGACAUCAACUCCCAUGUGGAAUUCAGGGCUCAGGCAAAGAGUUUCUUCUUCAGCUUGGUAACAAUAGUGUGCUUUAUGCCUCAUCAUAUAUUCAGAAUAUAUUACAUUCAAAACUUGCACCUGGAUAAAGACCAUAAACUUCUUACAUACAAUGAAAUUUUUUUAGCUUUAACAACGAUGUGCUGCUUGGAUAUGUUGUGCUUCAUAGCAGGCAUAGCCCACUGAACUAAGAACUAUCAGGAAAUCCAACUAAUAGUGUGUCAGUUCCGGCUCUUGGCAGAAAAAAACUGUGUCAACUGCUGAGUUUUCAGCACAGCUAUAUAGGAUUGCAACAGUCUGCCUUUUACAGGCUAGAAAGAUGCAUCUUUCAGAAGAUACUAUUUUUCACCUUCUCCCUUGAAGGCAGGCGGAUUAACCGUACUUUGGACUUUGACCUAGAUGUCAUGCUGUGAAUCUUCAUUAAGAUUUUCCUCAGCUGUCUCUCUCUAACCAUUGCAGGACAACUAUACAUCCCUUUGUCUUUUUUUCCUCAGAGCAUCUCAGUAACAAGCCAUUGUGUCUGAUAAAUUGUCCACUGUGUAAAUCUAACAAUUUCUUUUGACAGCUGUGAUACCAAUGGAAAGAGGAAAGAAAGACAUUUCUUAACAGUAUUUUUCCACGAGGGAUUUUAGAUAACAAGGGCGUAAACUGUACUAAAAAAUAUAUUCAAGGCAUGAAACAGGGCAUGAAUAUAAAAAUUUAGCAGAGUAUUUUAGAAGAAGCUUCUUUUCUUCACCUCUACCACGCAUGUAUUAAACCAAAUGAAAGCAUUUAAGAUUUUAACAACUUCAUUUUUACUUGCUUCAUUUAAAAGAUACAAGCAGCCCCUGAAUCGUAGUACUUAUACCUCUAGAAUCAGCAAGAGCUGAACAGGUCACAGGUUUCAAAAAACUACUGUUUUGUGUUAAUCUUCCAACAGGACUGAACUGGUGGCUGUUUUUCUCUAAAUCUGUCGCAGCUACUAUGGCUCCCUGCCCAUAACCAGAGCUAGAAUUCAAGAUUGGGGCUUCAGUUCUCCACUGAAGGAUCAACUGCUCUCUGACACGGGGAAAUAUUCUAUCAGAGUUCCAAAAAACUUUGAUCAGAAAAAGUCUUUGAUGUCUGGUCACUUUCAUUUGCAUGUUAUUUAUUAUCAGAUGCCAUAUUUUUCCAUUUAUGGAUGUAACAAAGCAAAACCAGAAUAAACUAACUGAACUGCAUUUAAUCAGUUCAACAUAUGUUCCUGCAAGUGUAUAUAAACUUUCAAUGGGGUGUAUAUUUUUUUCCAUUAGCUGGAUUAUAUUAUUUGUGACCUAUGAAAAGUGGAAGUAAACAUUUGAGUCUUGCACUUUCAGG